UUUUUCUGUUGUGUCAUUGUGCGCGCGGUGGCUCGCCCAUCUCACCAACCCCCAGAAGCAACCAACCUAACGCUGGUUUAUCGCGGCGCGUCCGACCUUCAAUCCUGAACUCUUGGAAAUUACGAAACCUAAGAGCAGCGCAAUCAUGGGAGUGACGCCAAAAAUUGCACCCUCCAUGCUAUCAUCGGACUUCGCUAAUUUAGCUUCCGAGGCUGCUCGCAUGCUCAAGGAUGGCGCCGAUUGGCUCCACAUGGAUAUUAUGGAUGGGCACUUUGUCCCCAAUCUAACCAUUGGUGCCCCAGUCAUUGAAAGCUUACGAAAGCACACAAAGGCAUAUCUGGACUGCCACCUGAUGGUCACAAAUCCUCUUGACUAUGUUGAACCUUUGAGAAAGGCUGGUGCUUCUGGUUUUACAUUUCAUAUAGAGAUAUCUAAAGAUAAUUGGCCAGAACUUGUCCAGAGAAUAAAAUCCGGGGGCAUGACGCCUGGUGUAGCAUUAAGGCCUGGGACACCAGUUGAAGAGAUUUAUCCCCUGGUUGAAGCAGAAAAUCCUGUGGAAUUGGUCCUUGUAAUGACUGUGGAACCUGGAUUUGGAGGACAGAAAUUUAUGCCUGAGAUGAUGGACAAGGUACGGCUGCUAAGGCAGAAGUAUCCAUCACUUAACAUCGAGGUUGAUGGUGGACUAGGGCCUUCGACCAUUGACGCAGCUGCAUCUGCAGGAGCAAAUUGCAUUGUUGCGGGAAGCUCGGUAUUUGGAGCCCCUGAGCCAGCCCAAGUAAUAUCCUUGAUGAAGAAGAGUGUCGAGAAAGCCCAGCAAUCAAACUGACAAAACACAGGAAAGACUGCUGAGCACAAGUUGAUUUACCCUUACACAGCUUCGCAUACAGAGUUUAUUGAUAUUCUCCAAACUGUUCAAUGUGCUAACAUUUUGACUUGUUAAAUAAACGAGAAGUGGUUUGUUUGUAUUGCUACGUCCACUGUACGCCCUAUGAAGUACAUUAAGGCGUAUUUUACAAUUUGAUGACAAGUGACAUUCUUGUUUGCAAUUGGAUUUGACAAAUAUUGUCACCAACACCAUCUAUAUAAACCAGAGUGAAUAAUUGGAUUUGAUUCUAA
Molecule: messenger RNA, 1116 nt
Organism: Neltuma alba
Lineage: Eukaryota; Viridiplantae; Streptophyta; Magnoliopsida; Fabales; Fabaceae
Product: ribulose-phosphate 3-epimerase, cytoplasmic isoform
Exons: 8
Coding region: 146-826 (226 amino acids)
Biological process (GO): carbohydrate metabolic process; pentose-phosphate shunt
Molecular function (GO): D-ribulose-phosphate 3-epimerase activity
Source: RefSeq, a predicted model, not a curated record